Messenger RNA from Manacus vitellinus (golden-collared manakin), 2124 nucleotides. It is a transcript of the gene SGCG, whose product is annotated as sarcoglycan gamma. Gene Ontology annotation, biological process: heart contraction; cardiac muscle tissue development. The record is from RefSeq and is a predicted model, not a curated record. NCBI's taxonomy places the organism in Eukaryota, Metazoa, Chordata, Aves, Passeriformes, Pipridae. Bases 96 to 971 code for a protein of 291 amino acids. Gene Ontology annotation, cellular component: sarcoglycan complex; sarcolemma. The transcript has 8 exons.
GAAGACAGCUGCCUUCAGAUGAUACAGAACUCACUGACAGUUGCUCUUGCUUCAGUCCUACUUCAUGAGAACUUCAGAAGAUACUAACUGAGCAGAUGGUACGUGAACAAUACACUACGACAACACCAGGCACUAGCCUAGAGAGGCCGAAGAAUGAAUAUGUCUACAAAAUUGGAAUUUAUGGCUGGAGAAAGCGUUGCCUCUACCUAUUUGUUCUCCUCCUGCUUAUCAUCCUAGUUGUGAAUUUUUCUUUGACAAUUUGGAUUCUUAAAGUGAUGUGGUUUUCCCCAACUGGAAUGGGACACCUGCGUGUUACAAAAGAAGGUCUUCGUCUGGAAGGGGAAUCUGAAUUCUUAUUCCCUCUUUAUGCCAAAGAAAUCCAUUCUAGAGUGGACUCAUCACUGCUUCUCCAGUCUACUCACAAUGUGACUGUGAAUGCUCGCAAUUCGAAUGGGGAAGUCACAGGCAGAUUAAAUGUGGGUCCUAAAAUGGUAGAAUUCCACGGUCAGCAAUUUCAGAUCAACUCAAAGGAUGGAAAGCCACUUUUUACAGUGGAUGAAAAUGAGGUUGUAAUUGGCACAGAUAAGCUUCGAGUCACAGGGCCUGAAGGAGCACUUUUUGAACACUCUGUAGAAACACCACUUGUAAAAGCAGAAGCUUUUAAACAGCUUAGGCUGGAAUCACCAACACGAUCUUUGAGCAUGGAUGCACCACGAGGAAUUAAUAUCAAAGCACAAGCUGGGAAUAUUGAAGCUCUUUCGCAGAUGGAUAUCAAACUACACAGCAGUGAUGGUGUGCUUUUGCUCGAUGCUGAAACUGUGCGACUGCCCAAACUGCCUGAGGGUACAAGGGGUGGAUCCGGUAUUUCUCAGGGGCUCUAUGAAAUCUGUGUGUGUCCAGAUGGAAAGCUCUACUUGUCAGUGGCUGGCGUGGGCUCCACCUGCCAAGAGUACAGCCGUGUCUGCCAAUGAGGCACCAGAAAAGGCCGCACACCCCCUUGCGCAUCUGAGUUUUGUAUUACUGCUAAAAAGCAUUACUGAAAGAGUAUUUUUCAGAAUUUAAAAAACUAAGUACUUCAAUUUAGGAAGCAAAUUUGUAUCUACAGUUCUGGACUACAGGGUGUAAGGGGAAGAAGAGCACAAAUGAUAUUUCAGCUUCAGAAGAAUGACUUGAAUCAAAUUACAUGUUCUGUCAGUAACACUUUGAAAACAGCCUUAUGGAGAGCAUAAAAAAAUAAAACUAAUAUGUUUCCUUGCUGAACUAUUAUUCAGUUCAGAUGUUUAUGUCAUUGUUCCUAUUUUUGAGAUCCGUGGGUUUUUUCUCUCACUACUUGUAAGCACUUACUGUAUGAGUGGGUGAAUUUAGAUUGAGGGAACUACUUGAACUAUUUGCUAAGACAAAGCAUUAUUUGGAGAAUUCAGAAAGUGCCAGCAAAUGGUCUAUGCAAUUUUGUUCUUGCAAUAACACAUGAUAUAAAAAUGUGAUAUUUGUAUAAGUUCUCUGUAAAAGGUGUUAAUUUGCUAAAGCUUUCUAUUUUAAUUUGGCAACGUAUAUGCUGAUUUGCUUAUUAAUGAGAUUCAUAUAAAAAUAACUAAUAGUAAAAACUCCAGAAGUCAUUAAUACCUUCGUGCAUCUCAUUUCUGUCCACUAUACAACAGAGAAAUACGUUAUUAAAUUUUAUAAUAGCAGUUGUUUGUUCUACUGCCUGUACUAUCAUAUUCAUUUAAAUCCUUUUUUAUUUUAGGACAUGCUAAUUCAAUAAGGCAAUUUGUUCUGCCAGCUGGACCACUAAAAAGAAAAAAGUGUGGCUUCAGAUUGUCUGACACAAGGAAUUGUUUUAGCAGUGGGGAAAAAAGUUCUUUUACACAGCCCACAGGUUUCAAUUAACAGGAAUAUUUUAUUUCUGUCUGCAGCUGUUGACUGAUAUUUCUGAUCCUGACAGAGUGGGACUCCAUCACAAAUGGACAGAAUAAAACUGCUCUUUAUUUUUUACAUUAGGACUUGGGUUACAAAAUAAGUGCUCACCGGAGUUGACAAACUCUUUAUUAACCUUGUAAAGAAAUACAGCUGCAGACCCAUUCCCCUGUACAGUGUUGCACUGAACACAAAUAAAUUGUUUGCACA